Molecule: messenger RNA, 6710 nt
Organism: Cataglyphis hispanica
Lineage: Eukaryota; Metazoa; Arthropoda; Insecta; Hymenoptera; Formicidae
Product: polyhomeotic-proximal chromatin protein-like
Exons: 14
Coding region: 854-3856 (1000 amino acids)
Cellular component (GO): PRC1 complex
Molecular function (GO): protein binding
Source: RefSeq, a predicted model, not a curated record
GCUCGGAAAAGUUUGUACAUUUCUGGCCGCGUUAUGCUGUGAAAUAUGGUACGACUAUAGAGCCAUAUACGUAUAGAAACGAGUACACGUGUGUGCGUGGAACGACUGGGCGCGAUAGGUGGCGGCGAAUGAGAAAGAAAGAGAGAGAGAACGUUAGAGUAGAGAAUACCGUUAGCGAGCAUGCGCCUAUAGCCACUAUAUCUGAUGGCUCCGCCUUUCUCGGCGCAGACGAUGCCUUUGGGAUUUGUCCCUCGUCGAACCAAUCAGAGAACGCGAUUGGGACGGCGACGCGCGGCGAGGGGUUCAACGAUGGAUGGGGAUAGCUUCUUCGGGGACGCGCGGCAUAACGGGAGGAGGUAGUUGUGUUAUACUGUGUGGUAGAGCAGGGAGGUAGCCAGCCAGCAGCAGCAGCAGCAGCAGCAACGGAUAACGAGAAACUCUGCGAACGCUUACGAGAUCCCGUGACGAGUUUUUUUUUUUCCGUGUAGCAUCGCACAGUGGAAAAUGGUGAAACUGUAAAAAGUGAAAACGCGAGCGAACGUCAACGCCGUUGGCAUCGUGCGCUGCGACGACGAAGCAAAGUGCGGUGUCGGGAUACAUAGAUACGCACACACAUCGACACACAUUCGCACACACGCGCAGGCCUAUUCGAAACGUGCUUUAUAGGUGUGACUGCGCAGUCGCCAUAUGCAGUAUGAUGAAAAGAUUGAAACUAGUAUGAAAAUGAAUGUAAAAUGGCAAAGAAAAAGGGCUAUGUAUAAAUGAGCACUCUUGUUAAAAAAUACUUCUAUUUCUAAGAGAAAAGAAGUUUAUCUAAGUUUGUACUCAAUUUUGCAAGAGUAUAAAAGAAAACAUGACAGAUGUUAAACCAAUUGGAAUUUCGCCGUCUCAACCACAACAACAACAACAGCAACAACAGCAGUCGCAACAACAACCUCAACAACAGCAGCAAAUAAUGAUUGCAGCUCACGAUUUGCAACAGCAGCAAAAUGUUCAGCAGUCACAGCAACAGCAUGUACAGCAACAACAGCAGCCUCAACAAGUUCAGCAACCUCAACAAGUGCAGCAACAACAGGUUCAACCACAGCAGCAGAUGCAGCAGCAGGUCCAAUCACAACAGCAAAUGCAAGUUCAGCAGCAGGUUCAGCAGCAGCAGCAACAACAACAGUCACAGCAAGCACAACAGCAGCAACAAAAUAAUGGACCACACAAUGUCGUUCCUACUCAAGUUCAAGUGCAGCCACAGGUAGCUGCAAGCAUGUCUCAACAACAGUUGCAGAAUGCUGUUGCGGUAUCGAUGCAGCAUCAGCAACAAGGAGUAGGUGGUGUGUCCAUGACAUUAUCUGGUCAGCAGGGUGCAACUACUAUUACUACAAUGGCUGCGCAUCCACAAGCAGUCCAGGUGAUUCAACAACCGAUGCAGAGUCAAGCUUAUCAUUUACAACAAUUAUAUAAUACUCAAGGCACGCCUUUAUUGAUGCCAGGAAAUCUCGCGCUGCAUCCAGCAGGCAUAAAUCCUUCUUCUAUUCAGGUAAUAACAGCUGGAAAGCCUUUUCAAUCUGCAGCUCAACUUACUCCUCAUAUGCUAACUACGGCGUCGACGCCCGGUCAAGGCGGUGGUCAUCCUGGUGCAGGUGGCACCAAAGUUCAAGGAUUUCCUACUGGUUAUCUACCAGUACCCACAUCUGCUACUCCUGGUGCUGGUCAAACAUUGGUAUUUGGUCAACUUGGUGUAUUGGGUUCACCACAACCACCGCCUUCGCUGCAGCAGCAGCAGCAGCAACAAUCCGCGAAUAAGCAGGACCAAGUACAAAAGUAUACGGCUUGCACUGCCGGGACACCAUCUGGUGGAAGAGGUGGUGGUAUGCAGUUUGCACCCUGGCAAUUUGCACCACAAGUAUGGACUGCUGGAUUACAACAACCAACCCUUCUCACUGCCGCACCCAAUCAGAUAUUCAUUCGUGGUCCGACGCAACCGGACAUGUUUAUACAAAGUCCACAACCGAUACAAACGCAUAAUGCACUUGCGACGCAGCAACAGAUACAAGGUGUGCAGCAGAUAACAACCGCCAGCGGUAAACCUACUAAGGUGAUGGAUAUUCAACAACAGCAGUCCCAGCAAGGUAAACAGAGUGCGGGCGGACAGCGGCCUUUGAGUAUCCUGCCAUCAUCCUUGCAGGCAGUGCAGGCUGCCAAUAUACGCGCCGCUAGUUCCGUUUCUACACAGACUGUUCAUGGAGUACAAGCUACGGUACAAGUACAGAGUGGUAAGAGCGGCGGCGGUGGAGGAAAAGGCCGCGGCAAACCGAUGCAAUCUCCGCAGCAACAGCAACAACAGCAGCAGCAGCAAGCUCAACAAUCGAUACAGCAUCAGCAGGUCUUCAUACAACAGAAACAACAUACGCAGCAACAGCAGCAGCUACAACAGCAAUAUCAACAACAAGUGCAAUCCUCCCAACAGCAAAUACAACCUAAGCCUAUUAUGACGAAUAUGACACUGCAACAACAACAGCAAUCUGGCGUUGUCUUGGGCACAGAUCGUCCCAUAAUGCCGGUAGUUUCAGUAGGUGGUGUUGGUGUUGGGGUCGCUGCCACUUCACAAAUGAAUCAAGUGCAGCAGCCUCAGAUGUCGACAGUACAACAGCUUCCUUUACCGGCUAUCAAUUCAACUAUAAUAAGUAAUCAAAUAGUGAAUGGAGCGUCGCAAGUUCAAGCGAUGCCGAUUGUGAAUGCGACUCCGGAUCAGCCAACGCAUGAUAACACCAAUCCGGCUAUAAUGAUCACUUCGCCAGAUCGUAAUCCACAGGCUGAGUGCUCCCUUAUACUGCCAUCUACUACAAAUAUUGCUCCAAUGGCAACUGAUGAUAGUGUAAAGUUAGUUUUGAAGAAGGAAGACAUGCCUAUGCCUGCGGAAGAAGUCGCGGCGACAGCUCCUCAGGUAGAAGUAACAGAUGGAGAUCAAUGUAAGACUGCGACAACAAAAGAAGAGGAAGUGAUUACUCCAAAGAUGGAAGAGAAACAGUGCAAUAACCCGUUAGCGGGGCUUGCCAAUGCAGUCAACGCGAUUACGAACGGUGUCAUUGGCGAUGAGUCACCGAAUAUGGCGAUCUCGACCCCAAUCACAGUGAAUAAUAAACAAGCACCACCUAAAGCUAUGGUGAAGCCGCAGGUCCUCACCCAUGUGAUAGAAGGAUUUGUGAUACAAGAAGCAUCAGAACCGUUCGCAGUAAGUCAGGAAACUACCAACAUCCUCAAUCGAAACAAUACAGCUACGGAGAGGGAAACUCACGAAGAACCUCCGAAGAAGAAACAUUGUCCUAAUUAUUCGAAUGAAGAAGAUGGAGCCAAUGGGCAAGUCAGUAAAUGCGAAAGUUGUGGCAAUACAGUUGAUGAACAGAAUGUCAAGCUCAAAAAAGAGAAACGGUUUUGCUCAUCAAUGUGUGCAAAAAGUAAAAAACGGGAAACGCGAGAUCGCGAUGGUAUGGAAAAACAGUGGAUUGAGAUAGAGACUGAAACUAAAACUGUCGAUAAUGACAUGGUGAAGAAGAACGGUGAAGAGAGGUCAUUAUCUACAACUACUUCUUCCGCCGAUGAAUCACUGCCGAAAGUAAAUCCAGUUAAAUGGACGGUAGGUGAAGUGUGUGAUUUUAUACGUGGUCUACCGGGAUGCGCCGAUUAUGCAGAGGACUUUGCUAUUCAGGAAAUUGAUGGUCAAGCUCUUAUGUUGCUGAAGGAGGAUCAUCUCAUGUCGGCCAUGAGCAUCAAAUUAGGCCCCGCGUUAAAAAUCGUUGCCAGGAUCGAUUCAAUGCGCGUGGAAUCGAUGUCAAACUCUAAUUCAACAUCGAACAAUUCAUAAUCGUCUACCUAUUGAUAACAAAGCGACUGUUUUCCAGAAUGUUUCUAGCCUACGGGCUACAGGGUUUGUGCAAGUAUUCGAUUUUCAAAUAUAAGCUUAUAAGAUUAGAAUUUUUUAAUGCUACCAUACUGUAAGCGAUUUUCAUGCUGCACGUGAAAUAAUUCGUUAAACUUUCAACGUUUAUGAGAGACUUUUCGUUUAGCACUGUAGCUAUGGUACAAACUGUAAAAUGUAUUUUUUGUAAAAUUAUUUUUAAACAAAUUGCGGCGAAUCGGCAGCAGUACCUAUUUUUAAUUUAGAAUAUAUAUAUAUAUAUAUAUAUAUAUAUAUAUAUAUAUAUAUAUAUUGUGUGUGUGUGUGUGUGUGUGUGUGUAUAUGUAUAUGUACACAUCCACAUAAAUACAUCCACACAUAUACAAAUUGUGUACAUAGAUACAUAUAUAUGUAGAUAAUGUCAACGAUCUAUUACAAAUUAUUUUGCAUUUAAAGAAAAAAUAUGUCACUAGUUUCUUGCCACGUUUAACAGCUGUAAAAUAACUAUUUAAAUUAACAGAAGGCACUGUUUUCUACAUUAAGUGGAACUGUUUAUACUAUUAAGUACAAUGAAAUACAUCUUCAUUUUUUUUAUAUGUAUUUUUUUAAUAUAUAUUCUUUGCUAUAAUGGAUAUGAUUUGUACUCUUGAUGGUUCCACUUAUAGCAUAUUUUCUGAUAGUGCAGUUUGGAAAAAUAUAGACAUUGUAUGUGUUAUGUGCAUAAAUAUGAUUUUAUAUAAAAUGCUUUAUACUUUGUUUCACGAAUGUUCUAUCGCUCAUUAUGUAUAUAUCAUUGAACAUCUGUCAAUACAGAUUUCAUUUCAAAAUUAUGUGCUAUAAUUAAAUAAAUUUUACGUGCUUAACGUAAUAUUAUUAUUUUGAAGAUGAUUAUAUAUUUUCAGUUGAAAUUUUUAUAAUUUUUUUAAUUUUUAUAAUUUUUUUUAUAAAUUUUUAUAAUUUUUUUAAAUUUUUAUUUUCAUUUCUUGUAUGAGAAAUAAAUGUAUAAACGCUACUUUGUAUAGAAAAUGCAUUAUCUUCUAUAAUUUACAGACAGUAGCUUUGCAGCUGUUAAAUAUGGCUAAAAAUCUGAUAUUUUUUUUCUUAAAUAUCUUAUGCAGAGUGAUAAUUUUUAUAAUGAUUUUGAUAAUUGAUGACAUUGAUCUACAUACAUAUCCAAGUAUGCAGUCUGUAUUAUAUGUACGUAUACAUAAUUCUCCUUUUCUUUCUUAAAUUUUUGAUUACACAUCUAUUUUUUAUGCAAAGGUCGAAUUUAAUCGAAAAAAAUAUAUUUCAAAAUAAUAUUAUAUUAAGCACAUAAAUUUUAUUUAAUUAUAGCACAUAGUUUUGAAAUAAAAUUUAUACUUUCUAAUGUUCAGUAAUAUAUAAUGAACUAUAGAAUAUUUAUGUGAAAUAGAGUAUAAAUAUAAAUAAUUUCAUUUCAUAUAUAUUUAUAUAUACACAUACAAAUACACAUAUACCAUGUCUGAAUUUCCCAAAGUGCAUUAUUGGGAAAAAUACUAUAAGUGGAACUGUCAAGAGUACAAAUUGUGUCCAUUAUACAGCAAAAAAUAUAUAUUUAACAUAAAAAGCAGGGAUAUAUUGCUGUAUUGAUAAUGCUAUAUUUGGAAAAUUACUGCUUGUUGUCAUUCGUCGUACUUUCAUAAAUAUGAUUAUGUUUGAAAAUGUAAGUUGUGUACUUGAUCGAUACAUAUGUAAAUAGUAGACAUAAAAUUUUUAUUUAAUAUACAGAUUUCGCAUAAGACAACAUCUUAAUUGUUGCUGACGAUUAUUCUUCCAUUAUUUUUAAAUUAAUGAAAAGAAAAAAAUUAUAUAUGUAAAAAUUUAUAUUUCUGUCAUUAGCGAUAUAAUAUGAUGAUAAAGUAAGAUGACAAAAAGGAUUGUUACUAUUUUUAGUAAAUAUCUUAUUAACUACUAUCUAAAUGAUAUAAUACAGAAAAAACCAUUUGAUAAAAUUUUCGAAAUAUUAAAAGAAUAUAUCAUUGAAAUAUAUCAUGCCCUUGAAAUUCAAUGUAAAUAUCAUAUUUAUUGCAAAUUUAUAUAAUUAUAAUAAUUCUGAAAAUAACUAGAUAUAUUGCUGUUUUUAUAUAUUUCUUGUAGGAUUAAUUAAUUUUAUAUUUCAGUAUUGUGCAAGACACAAAUGCGAGUGUAUUAAAUUUAAUAAGACUCAUUAUGUUUGAAUUAAAUGGUAAUUUGCUAUGCAUUUUAUACAAAUGUUUAAUGUAAGUAGAUGUGUUUUCUUAUGCGUGAGAGAAUCUUAGUGGAGGUAGCCAUGUUUGUAUAUAAUGCUCACAGACACAUUACACAUCACCGAGUUUAUCCCGCGCCCUGUUUAUGUCUAUAAAUAGAAAAUAGAGUAUAUAUAAUGCACAUUGUAUACAUUCUCUUAAUCAUUUAUAAAAGUUGUAUUUUAUUCAUUAUACAAUUUUUUGUGCUAGGUUCGAUUGCACCAACAAUAUGUUAACUUGUUAAUUUCAUUUCACAGAAUAAUCUGUUAUUCCCUUUCAGAUUGAAAUGAUUAAAAAAUUUCUUUGCUUUAUGUCUGCGAUAAAGCAAAACAAAUUCUGAUUAAUUUAGUACAUAAUGUAGAAGAAAAUUUGAUUAAUUAGCGCUAACUGAAUCUGGUGCAAUCAUUCCUUGGCAAACACAAAUCUCAUGAAUGUUAAAAUUCAAUACAAACUCCAGGUUCAAAAUUUUGCACCAAUCUUGAUGAAGAUAACUCAGGGCCCCAAAUGUUUCACAGUACAUAUAUACUUUUUAUACAAUAGAGAAAAGAAAUAAACUCUGCUGGUAUAAAACUUAA